This is a messenger RNA of Ceraceosorus guamensis, 4018 nucleotides long. RefSeq lists its product as hypothetical. Gene Ontology annotation, biological process: cytoskeleton organization. The transcript is spliced from 3 exons. Bases 463 to 3900 code for a protein of 1145 amino acids. Gene Ontology annotation, molecular function: protein binding; phospholipid binding. Gene Ontology annotation, cellular component: plasma membrane; cell division site; cytoplasmic side of plasma membrane. The record is from RefSeq and is a predicted model, not a curated record. Lineage: Eukaryota; Fungi; Basidiomycota; Exobasidiomycetes; Ceraceosorales; Ceraceosoraceae.
CACGCACGUCCACCACACACACUCACCCUGCUCUCUCUGCUGCUUCCAGGUUCGCUGCCCGCUCUGCUGCAAUUCAUGAUUUGACCGAAGUGGUCGCUCGAUCAAGUUUGACGAGGGUCUGCAGUCACAAUUGGCAGAGCUGCGCACACUAGCCGCCUCCUCACGCCUACACCGCCUCUUCGUGCCCUUCCAUCACCACCAAUCUCGCUCGUCCUCGACGUGACCAACAAUCUGGCUUUCUCACUCAGCCUCGUCGCCGUACCACGCUCAUCUCGUCACAGGCCUGGUCUGUUCGUCUCGCUUGCUGACGACGGUGGUCAGAGCACCGUCUUGCACGCCCAAUCUCUAGACGCCGAAGAAUCGCUGUGCACCGAUUACGCGAGAUCACUCCAAAGCAGCAGCGCUCCAGCACCCGUCUUCGGUCAGCCCAGCUCCAAUCCCGCCUCAGGCAUAUCCAGCACCAUGCCGCCUCCCGACGUACCUCGUCAGAGGACUCACAGCAACAAUUCGGCCCAUUCUGCCCACUCUGCCCAUUCUCGAGCAUCGUCACAUCAUCGAAGGGCUUCAGGUAGCAUGGGCUACGAUGGUGGCGAAGCGGGACGCCGAAUGGCAGAGGAGGACGAGCUGAUCAGACGCGAGCUUGCAGACACGGACGCCUUUUGCAACGCGUUUUGGGGCACAUCGUCAGCUGGCUACGACACGGUGCAGGCUAGGAUGAAGCAUGCCAGCAAGACUAUGGAUGCUGUGCGCGCGCUGUACAAGGAGAGGGCGGACAUCGAAGCGGACUAUGCCAAGCGACUCGGAAAGCUAAGCAAGGCUCAUGCGGACCUUGGACUUCACGAGACUGGUCAGACAAAGAUUGCUCUUGAAACGGUGCGAUUCGAGGUGGAACGCAUGUCGAGCACGCACGCUGACUUGGGCAACAUGAUCAAAAAGGAUCUCGAUGGAGCGAUGGCGGACUUUAUCGGCAACUGGGCGGGAGCCAGGCGGAAUUCGAGCGCUGCAAUCGAAAAGCUCUGGAAGCAAAAGCAGACCCAAGAGUCCUACGUCAACAAGUCGCGAGAGAAGUACGAGCAGGACUGCAUCAAGAUCAACGGCUACACUGCGCAGAGCAGCCUCGUGCAGGGCAGGGAUCUCGACAAGGUCACUGCCAAGCUGGACAAAGCGCAAGCGACGGUAUCCGGAAAUGAAAAGGACUACCAAAACUUCGUCAGAGCGCUCAAAGACACCACACACAAGUGGAAUGCAGAAUGGAAGAGCUACCUGGAUCAAUGCCAAGAUCUCGAAGAGGAGCGCUUAGACUUCAUCAAGGCAAACCUGUGGAAUUAUGCUAAUGCGGUCUCUGCGGUUUGCGUUGCCGACGACGAGUCGUGUGAGAAUGUGAGAGUGUCGCUUGAGAACUGUGAAGCUUCCCGGGACAUUCAAGCUUUCAUACAGGCCCAAGGUACCGGCUCCGCCAUUCCCGACCCACCCGAGUACAUAAAUUAUGCCCGCGGUCAACCUCCACCUGCGAGACCUUCCUACAAGCAUGCCAACUUCCAGCGCAACUCAACCAGACCGCCACCACAACUGCCUCCUCCCGGACCUCCACCUUCUCAGGGACCGCCUCCACCUGCAGUCUCCGUGCCACCGAUCACCCCACAGGCACACGGACACGCGCCGAGCGAUGCUCGCACUCGGAAGAGCAGCUCUGGUGGAUCGCAGUCAGGCUCGCAAGCACCUCGGCCUCCUGCAUCUCGUACCGGACCCGGCUUGGGUGACAUGAGCGACAUAGCUGCUGCGCUGGAACAGGCACCGCAAGAACCUGCGAACGGACAGGAGCGCGGGAGCUCCAAACCACCAUCAGGAGCAGUCGCCCUGCCAGGGUUACACUCGACCCAGACCAACAGUCCAGCCUCUUACGCUGCACCACUUGCUCCAUCGCCAGCCGCGGAGAAUGCGCCUCAUGUCCAGAGUGUGGCUCCGGAACGAACAGCAAUACCUGAGCGACGCAUGUCUGCGCGCAACUUUAUUGCUCGCACGCCUUCUCUCAGCAAGCGCACCGCCAACGCGCCGGAAGGUGCUGUGAACCAAGGCAGUGCGACACCGCAAGGAGUCCCCUCUCGUCCUCCACCGGGCAAAGCUGAUCCAGAAGAAGAUCCCCUUGCCAAAGCUUUGCAAAACCUUCGCAAUCGACCCGGAGGAAGAAGCCCCGCACCUCCCAGUCCUGGCCCUGCGCCGCCCACCAAAAGCCCUGCCCCGGGAGAAGUGUUCCCAGCUCAUCAGCAGCCGCCGCUCAGAGCUGCUCAGCGUGCGCCCUCACCUGGACCGGGCGGUCCACCUCGAGCGCGUUCGCCCUCUGCAGCGUUCAUGAAUGCGCCCGAGAGAGCACCUUCGCCGGCCGUAGUGGAAGAAUACGGGCAGUCCUUCCCGGGCGAGAGGAGGGCGCUGUCGCGUCAGAAUUCGAAUGUGUCGCAGCAUGUGCCAGCAAAGCCACAACAGCAUGCUCAGCAGCAACAGCGGCCUCAGGCCGGUGGCUAUCCCGGAGGCAUCGAGCGAGCACGCAGUCCCGGGCCUGGCGGAGGACAAGGCUUUGCUGGCGUGGGUGCUCGUGGACGUAGCCCCAGCCCAGCGCCUCAGGCACAGAGUGGAGUUGCGUCGAGACCAUCCGGUCAGCAAUCGCAGGGGUUCAAGGCGCCGCAGCAUCCACCUGUCCGCUCCACCACUCCUCUAGGUAUAUCUCUCGAUGCGAGCGGUUCUGUCACUCACGAUCAGAUGGCCGACGAAUACAACAGGCGAGCAGGUAGCGUGGGACCUGGGGCGCAGCGGCCUGGCGUUCACCAGAGCACGGCUCCGGCAAGCCAUUAUCAGCAGCCUUCGCAGAGUCAGCAGUUCCCGCCGGGCCAGAGCUACAGCCCCGGCCCCCAGGCCACACAGCAUCUACCUCCACAACAACAACAGAGGCCGUCUGCGCAGCAGCAGCAACAUCCUUCGCAUCUGUAUCAGCAAUCAGCGCACCACCAGUCGCAGCCUUCUAUGGCCAGCCACUACUCUGGUGCUCAGCAGCAAGGACCAGGUGGCACGCCCGGCGCCUACGCUCCGCAAGCUGGCCAUCAUCAGCAGCAGAUGAGCUACGCAAGUACUGCGCCGGCCUUGGCCGCACAGCCUCACGGUCAGCCAGGUUAUCACGCCCAACAACCCUCAGCUCAUACGCCCCAGCCUCAAGAUCAGUAUGGUUCUUAUGGCAGAGCGCACGGGCAGGCAAACGGCUAUGGUGGGCCUGCCCAAAGUCACAGCGUACACGGCAUUCAACAAGCCCACUCUCCCGGGCCACACGUGCAGCAGCAGCAGCAAGCGGCUUAUGGGGCUCCACAUCAGCAGCAUCAUCAGCAGCACCCCUCUUCCUUCGCCCAGACGCCUGGAGGGGGCUACCAAGCUCCCGUGCAGCAGGCAGAGACGCCUGCCUCGGCCUACAUGCAUCAGUACCGACAGUCCAACAUGGGCCCGCCAGGACCUCAGCAGGGAUUGUCAUCGCAGGCUCCUGGAGGUCAACAUUGGGGCGCACCCAAUGGAGGCGGACACGCUGACCCUCGCGCCCAUAGUCCUGCGCCUCAUCACAUCCAGCAGCAGCAGCAGCAGCAAGCUCCGAUCAACCAACGUCUUCCACCUCCAGGCGAAGCGCCGCAGAACCAUGCUCCGACGGGUCAAUACAGCGAUUCCGGCAAGCCCAUCCUUUUCUAUGUUUCUGCGCUCUACAAUUACGAGGCUACCAGCGAGGAAGAGUUUAGCUUCACAGCGGGAGAUAUCAUUGCGAUUUGGGAAACCAGUCCGGACGGAUGGUGGAGAGGUGACCUUCUGGACGAGAAUAGACGAACAGGUGCUACGCUUUGUCCUUCGAACUUUUUGCAAUUGUUGGCUUGAGCUCCUUGUGCGGUCAUCGGUCAUGUGAUGACAGCUCGCUUUGUAACACAAUGAUGCAUUGCCUGCAACGUUGCGAAACCAGCAUGCUGUGCUAGUGUUGGGUAUAAGCAUGAACAAG